This is a messenger RNA of Boeremia exigua, 1502 nucleotides long. RefSeq names its product pectate lyase-like protein. The record is from RefSeq and is a predicted model, not a curated record. Bases 288 to 1253 code for a protein of 321 amino acids. Lineage: Eukaryota; Fungi; Ascomycota; Dothideomycetes; Pleosporales; Didymellaceae. Gene Ontology annotation, molecular function: pectate lyase activity. The transcript is spliced from 2 exons.
CGCAUGGCCUCCGCUGUCGUGGCCAAAUUUGGCAAAGCUUCGAUGGUGCGGAAACAGUCGAAACAAGUCCUGGAAAUUGCUGGGCAUUGCUUGUAUGACUUGGGAGUGAACGUCGGAUUCUAUGACAAGCCGGAGUCCGGAUGCUGUAUUCUCUAUAUAAGAGAGCUUGCUCUGCUGGUAUGCUAUUCUUCAGCCCAGCUCUUCCAUUCUUUUCCAACCCCAACACUCCAGUCCUUCGCUUCAAAUCUUCAGUCACUCUUUCUUGAACUCGUCAACACUUCGACACAAUGAAGUUCAGCACCAUCGUCUCCCUCGGCCUUACAGCCAUCACCGCUCUGGCAGCGCCCACUCCUAGCAUGAUCGAGAAGCGUGCUGUUUCCCUUCAGGAUGCUGCCACUGUCGGAUACGCUACCACCAACGGUGGCACCACUGGUGGAAAGGGAGGUAAGACUGUCAAGGUCGCCUCUCUUUCCGAGCUUCAGGCUGCUGUCAAAGGCGACUCUGCCGCUAUCGUUCUCAUCACUGGUCCCAUCAAGGGUUCCGGUGAGAACGUCAAGGUUGGCAGCAACAAGUCCGUCAUCGGACAGAACAGCAAGGUUGUCCUCGACAACUUCACCAUCACUGUCAAGGAUGUCAAGAACGUCAUUCUCCGUAACUUCGCUAUGACCAAGGUCGUUGGUGGCGAUGCUGUCGCCAUUCAGAAGGCCCAGAACAUCUGGGUCGACCACCUCGAUCUUUCGUCCGACCGUGACCACGACAAGGACUACUACGAUGGUCUUCUCGACAUCACCCACGCCGUCGACUACAUCACCGUCACCAACACCUACGUGCACGACCACUGGAAGGCGUCCCUGAUCGGCCACUCCGACUCCAACGGCUCCGAGGACAAGGGCCACUUGACCGUCACCUACGCCAACAACUACCUGAAGAACCUCAACUCGCGCGGUCCCUCGUUCCGCUUCGGUACCGGCCACUUCUUCAACAACUACUACGAGAACGUCUCCGACGGCAUCAACACCCGCCAGGGCGCCCAGCUCCUUGUCCAGAACAACGUCUUCUCCAACUCCAAGAAGGCCCUGUACUCCACUGACGGUGGCUUCGCUGUUGAGUCUGGCAACGACUUCGGUGGCGCCAAGAACACAGCCCCCAAGGGCACUUUCACCAAGGCUCCCUACACCGUCUCCGGUCUCCUUGAGGCUUCCAAGGUCAAGGCUGCCGUUGUUGGCACUGCCGGUAACACCCUCUCUUUCUAAGCAUUUGCUUGAGAGAGUCGGUCAUACUAGGCGGGAAAUUAUCUGGGGGAGUAUGCAAGUUUGAGUUGCAUGACUGAGAGGAUUGGAAGGGGUUUUACUUCAAACGAAAAGACGUCCGGCAUUCUUGUAUAUAUUUGCGCUGGCCGUGGAUUUAGAUAUACAAUGCUACGGCAGCAAUUGCUUACAACUCUACAUCUUCAUCCCGUGUGGUCAGUAAGGCCUGGCGGAAGACUGUUAAGUGAUGGAAGG